CACCAGUAACAGUGUGAGUUUCAGUGAGCAUAUCCUAUUACCGAGAUGACAUCCCCCUGUGGUGCAAGUCUGCAAACCACCAAGGAGAGAAAAGACUGAAGGGCACAGUGUUCAUAUCUUAGGCUAAAACCACCAGGUGAUCCGGCAAAAAUCAUGACGACUAAAAUAGAUAGUCCUCCACCUUAUGAGGAAGCAGUACACCAUCCUAAGUAUGGAAACUACCCCCACCAGCCACAACAUGGCUCCUCUCUUCCACCACCUCCAUCUUACAGCCCCAGUCCAGGCAUGUGCCCUGGCCCGCCUGGCUACUGGGGCCGUGAGGGCGUCUACCCGCAGGCCGGCAUGUGGUCAGCCCCUGGCUUCUCUCCAUCUGGGAUGCCCACCACAAUACCGACUCUGUCUGCUGGAGUGCCUCCAUCCAACUCAGGAGACAUGGAGGAUCUUCUGAGCACCCAGUGGGAAAGCACGUCUAUUCGGCAUGCCUUCAUCAGAAAGGUUUACCUCAUUUUAGCAGCACAGCUUGUCGUCACCUUUUCAGUUGUUGCUGUCUUUACAUUUGUUGACCCAGUGAGGCUGUUUGUCAUCAGAUACCCUGGCAUCUACUGGGCAUCUUUUGUGGUUUAUUUUUUGGUCUACUGCAUUCUCAUCUGCUGCAAAGGGCCGAGGAGACGUUUCCCAUGGAAUCUUGUGCUGCUGGGAGUAUUUACUCUCGCCUUGUCUUACAUGUCUGGAACAAUUUCAAGCUAUUAUGAAACAAAAGCAGUGUUUCUCGCCAUGGGAAUAACAGCAGUAGUUUGUAUAGCUGUCACAAUCUUCUGCUUCCAAACCAAGGUGGACUUCACCUCCUGUGGGGGACUUCUCUGCAUUGCUGCCGUUUUGCUCAUGAUCAUUGGGAUUGUUACAGCCAUCGUCCUUUCCUUCCAAUAUGUCCCUUGGCUGCAUAUGCUCUAUGCUGCAAUUGGAGCCAUCGUUUACACUCUGUUUUUGGUAUACAACACCCAGCUUCUUAUUGGAAACCGAGAAUUGGCCAUCAGCCCAGAGGAAUACAUCUAUGGAGCACUCUCUCUCUACGUUGACAUUGUUCACAUUUUUCUCUUCAUCCUUCAAAUCAGCGGAGCUGCGACUGAAUAAGGCCAUGGUUAGAGCACAUACAGAGUUUGUACUUAUAGUAUAUUGUGUUUGUCAUUAAACACAAUGCUACAUGAACACAAGUGUUUAAAUUAGGACGCACCAUUACAGACUAUGUUAAACUUCUUAACUAUCAAUUUAAUUAUACUGUAUAUAUUUUCUUGUCAAUAACACUUGAGCACUUUUAUUUAUUCUUGUACUUUAUAAAGCUGUAAAGUGGGUUUAAGUCUUUCAUUUACCCAGGUGUGAAUGAAGAGACUUUGUAUUUCUGUAUAGUUGUAAUUUAAUGUUGCCUUUUUUGUUUUAGCAAGCUGUGUUUUAGUAGAUCAUUCAUGCAAAACAUACACGUUUAACUGGUGUAGUAGUCUGUGAACAAUUACUUUGGUGAAACUUAAUCAUUAUUGAAUUAAUAAGUAACACACAGUGUGAUCCUUAUUAAGAGGUACAACAACAAAAACAACAAUGGAGACAUAACAAUUGAUGGUCUGAGAGGUUUUUUUUUUAUUGUUUGAGUUUGGUUCUGUUAAUUACUUACAAAACACCUGGAGUUACAGGCAUACAGCUGGAGACCACAAUCAUUAGUCCUAAGUCUGUGCUGGUAGAGGGAGGGACUCAGAUCUGUAUUAAAGUAGUUUUAACAUCUCCAUAGAAAAGGACUUAGACAAACACUGACUCAUUGAUUAAAAGAUGGAUUAAGUGUGUGCAGAUUUCCAGAAGCUUCCUUAAGUCAUGGGCCAACUCCUCUCUCUCUUUAAUCUAUCGAUUAUUCGUUGUUGUUGUUAGACAACGAUGCACACCAAUCAAUAAAGUACACCCUACUGUU
Messenger RNA from Seriola aureovittata, 1951 nucleotides. Its product is annotated as protein lifeguard 3-like. The transcript has 12 exons. Gene Ontology annotation, cellular component: endoplasmic reticulum; membrane; Golgi apparatus. NCBI's taxonomy places the organism in Eukaryota, Metazoa, Chordata, Actinopteri, Carangiformes, Carangidae. The record is from RefSeq and is a predicted model, not a curated record. Bases 154 to 1131 code for a protein of 325 amino acids. Gene Ontology annotation, biological process: negative regulation of apoptotic signaling pathway.